AACUACUCCAUGCAGUGCCUUGGCGCACCAACACGACCCUUGAUCGACCGAGCACAUCAAGAAGGGACGUGGCUCGAUAUCGGAGUGCAGAGCUUCAAGAAUCUGAGAUGGACAUUGAACUGGAACAAAGCUGUGUGGGUACUGCUGGCGCUGAGUGACCUACCAUUGCACCUACUGUACAACUCGAAGUUUUACUUAAAUAUCACCAACCACGACUACGAAUUUUACUUCGCCACAGAAGACUGGCUCCAUGGCGCCUGGUAUGACUCCUGGAAUCUUCCCGCACCUGGCACAGUCAGGGAGAUAUACUCUCCAGAGCUCGAUGACAGGUUCAACUGGACUCAAGCUUAUGAAUCAGACCCUGCAGCGCUCCUGGAUCCUUUACCAGCGCGAUAUUUCGCAGUUCGAAAAACUCAAUCCGCAGGCCUGCAUCAAUGCCUUCUUCACUUGUCUGGUCAUCGUUGGGGCACUCUUGCGCAUCGGCAUCAGCGCAAUGGACGACCCUUCUUUCUCCGCCAUACGAACAUUCGACUUCGGUACCGCAACCGCUGAGAUGAUCAUCAACGACUGAGGCGUCCCAGUAUUCGGCAGCGGUGGCCUUAUUCAGAACGUGCUCGUUGCCAACACACCUCAGCUACUCCUCCCAGGCGUGUACCUGCCACUGAACAACGUCCUAAGUCGCCUGCAAUUCGCGGUCGAGUGGGCAAGCUAUUCAGUAGGAAAGGCCUGAAGGGCGACUUACUUCCUCUAGCUGCCUUACUGACUCGGCGUACCGCUCAUGGCGAUCUUGGCGACACUGCAUUGGCUGCUUUCGCAAAGCAUCUUUUUGGUCAGCAUCGAGACCUACGACGUCAACGGUUUGUCCAAGGACGAGCGUCCGAAAGGAGGUGGAGGCGAGGAUGGGUUUAAUGAAGAGCACAUAGCGACUUGUGGUUACUCGCUACUUGCCAUGAUCUGUCUGCUCGUGGUCAGUGGGUUGGUGGUGUUGUUCGCAUUGAUUGGGGGCGCCAAAGUUCUCUCCUCGGACGG
Macroventuria anomochaeta is the source of this 1029-nucleotide messenger RNA. RefSeq lists its product as uncharacterized. NCBI's taxonomy places the organism in Eukaryota, Fungi, Ascomycota, Dothideomycetes, Pleosporales, Didymellaceae. The transcript is spliced from 3 exons. The coding region runs from base 10 to 552 and encodes 180 amino acids. The record is from RefSeq and is a predicted model, not a curated record.